AUGUCCUCUCUUACAUUCUACGCGGCACCUGGUUUCGGAAAACAAUGUCAAGAAAUGUUCGGCUUUAGUGACGCAUGCAUCAUCGGUGACCGCAUGGUGACCACUGGGCAAAUCGGCGGAAAUCCUUUGGACAGGGAAGCUCAGCAGUCCAUGUCACUCGAAGAGGAGAUUGCACAAGCUUUUAAAAAUGUGAACAAUGUUAUCCUUACAACGCUGGAACAAGCAAAGCAUCCCAAGUUUGCUAUGACCAAGCAAGACAACAAGACGGGUUGGGAUAUUGUGGUCAAGUUGACGAGCUAUCAUGUAAAUCUGGCCGAAAACAGCACUUUGCUGCGGGAGUUAAUGGUGAAAAAUAUCAAAUUAUGGUGCCCCCGACACCAACCACUAUUCACCAUGGUAGGAAUCGAGAGCUUGCCUUUUGCAAGCACCAACGUAGAGCUUGAGGUGGAAGUUUUCUUGGGCUAG
This is a messenger RNA of Clonostachys rhizophaga, 465 nucleotides long. The record is from the annotation of a GenBank genome assembly. NCBI's taxonomy places the organism in Eukaryota, Fungi, Ascomycota, Sordariomycetes, Hypocreales, Bionectriaceae.